Nomascus leucogenys (northern white-cheeked gibbon) is the source of this 743-nucleotide messenger RNA. It is a transcript of the gene TXNDC17, whose product is annotated as thioredoxin domain containing 17. NCBI's taxonomy places the organism in Eukaryota, Metazoa, Chordata, Mammalia, Primates, Hylobatidae. Gene Ontology annotation, cellular component: cytosol. Gene Ontology annotation, molecular function: protein-disulfide reductase [NAD(P)H] activity. The record is from RefSeq and is a predicted model, not a curated record.
GGGAGUGCCACUAGCGCAGAAAGAGCUGAGAAACUAGAGCAAAAAGCCAUGCGGAUGGAUUGUGAUCCUCAGAAGCUCCCGUACUUUUCAGCGGCGCUGGCUUCCCCACGCUCCGCCCUCUCUUGCCCACCCGGAAACAGCCUCGCCCCGCCCACGUAGGCCCCACCCGCAGCGACCAGACGUGCACUCCUCCAGCAGCGGCUGCACGUCGUGCCAAUGGCCCGCUACGAGGAGGUAAGCGUGUCCGGCUUCGAGGAGUUCCACCGGGCCGUGGAACAACACAAUGGCAAGACCAUUUUCGCCUACUUUACGGGUUCUAAGGACGCCGGAGGGAAAAGCUGGUGCCCCGACUGCGUGCAGGCUGAACCAGUCGUACGAGAAGGGCUGAAGCACAUUAGUGAAGGAUGUGUGUUCAUCUACUGCCAAGUAGGAGAAAAGCCUUAUUGGAAAGAUCCAAAUAAUGACUUCAGAAAAAACUUGAAAGUAACAGCAGUGCCUACACUACUUAAGUAUGGAACACCUCAAAAACUGGUAGAAUCUGAGUGUCUUCAGGCCAACCUGGUGGAAAUGUUGUUCUCUGAAGAUUAAGAUUUUAGGAUGGCAAUGAUGUCUUGAUUUCCUGAUUUGUUCUAGUAUCAAUAAACUGUAUACUUGCUUUGAAUUCAUGUUAGCAAUAAAUGAUGUUAAAAAACUGGCAUGUGUCUAAACAAUAGAGUGCUAUUAAAAUGCCCAUGAACCUUUAA